AUGACGGCACGCAACAUGAAUUCAAUUGUGAUGGCUUCGUCCAUUCCCAUCGAUGCGGAGCAGCAGCAGCAGCAGCAGCAAUUGCAUGCGUGUACCACAUCCUCGUCCUCGCCUGGCACCUCGCCGAUGAGCGCAACAAGGCUGCGCCAUUCUCCCGGGGUAGCCGUGCCCACAUCGAGCCAGUCGCCGAUGUCUGUGCACAUACCUGUGGGAGGAGGCGGGACCCACUCAGGUUUUCCAGGCCUGUCGUUAGGCUACGUGCCAUCGGCAGAUGUGGUGCAGUCCUCAAUGAUGGUACCUGCCAUGGAGCUGGCUGCGCGCCAGUACACGCAGCAGCAGUUCUGCGCGGACGCCAUCCGUGGCCGUUCCCCGACUAACUACCGCGCCGCUGGUGGUAUGGCGGGUUUUCGCCCGAUGCCGGCUCUCUCUGUGGAGCGUCUUGGCGAGCCGGUGCUGAUGUCAGGACCUCCGGGCACGGCGGCCUGUGCGGCAAUGGCCAUGAACUUUGUGACUCCGCUCUCUGGCGUGCUUGACUCACCGUCCACGCCGCCGUCGUCUGCCGCCACGCCAGCCAACACGAACUUCUCAAUGAGCGAAUACCCGGGUCUGAUAUCGACAUCGUCCGCACCAACGCCCGUGACGCCGACGGAGCAUAGCAGCACGAACCUGAUACUCUACAACAUUGGCCCCCACAUGACAGAGGUCGCCUUGCACACCUUAUUCGAUCCGUUUGGCGAGGUAGUGAGUUGUGCUGUGAUGCGUGAUAUCCACACAGGUGCAGGCCUGGGCACCGCUUUUGUGCGCUAUUCAGAACACAUGGAUGCGUGCCGCGCACUGGAGGCCUUCGGCGACCGCACGAACCCUGUGUGUGUGCAUGAAGCCAAACCGCUGGUCGUCCAAUGGGCGCGAAAGCAGCACGACGGUGCCCCCGCCGGCGAAGCGCGCAAGAAGAUCAUGAAGCUGUUUGUGCGCAAUGUUCCGCUCGACUGCACGAGGACUGACCUAGAGGAGCUGUUUGGGGCGUUCGGCAGUGUGCGCCAGGUGACGCUCCACAAGGAUACGUCGCCGGUGCAGGAUGAGGCGAUGGUGCGACUGAUUGCGUUUGUGAUCUACACCGAGGAGGGCGCGGCGGAGCGGGCGGCGCGGGAGGUGCACAACACGAAGCCGUUCGCGUCGUGCAACGGCAUCCCCAUCAUGAUCAAGCUGGCCGAAAGCAGUCAGCGGCGACGGUUCAUGAAGAACGCAGAGGCGACUGGGCCGAUUCUAUCGGUAACAGGCCUGAUCGGGUUCCCAGCUGUGCGCACGUCGCCCAUGAUGCCUGGUGUGUCUAGCUCACCGUUCGACAUUGCUGCGGCUGCGCAGCAUCAUCAGCACCUGCAGCCACACCAGCAGCACCCGGCUGUAUCUCAGCAGGGCAUGUUUGAGACUCAUGGCUUUGAAACAUCCCCGUCGUCCUACAUCAUGCCCGUUUUCGAUGGCAGCGCUGCGUACGCGGCGCCAGAUCCUCGCGAGGCAUCGACGGGCAGCCACCAGGGCACGUCGCAACGACUGCAAAUGAGCGUCUCUGGAGGUGGCACUCCGGCUUGUGUGACUCCGCUGGCGUCUAACAUUAUAGGGGGCUCACCGAGUCGGCAUCAUCAGCCAAUACCGACUUACGCUGGUGACAGGGAGGGCCGUGUUAGCCCUCACUCCUCAUCGGUCUCCGCGCCGAUGCUGGCACACUCGUAUCGCCAGGCUGCCUCCCUGUCCUUUGACGCUAACGCUGUCGCCGCCUAUGGUGGCCUCUUGACCCCCUCGAAGUUAAACGACCAGAAUUUGCCUGAUGGGACGGCGGGCGCUGGCAGUGCGGGCGGUUGCCCCAGCGGCAGUUUCUUGUAUUUCAGUAGUCGCCCGAGCGACGGAAAAUUCACGGCCGCCACAGAUGCGUCUAAUGGUGGGUCUCCGCAGGUGCCGGUCAGCGGCCCGUGGUGCGAGACCACUGGCGUUGACACCAAUCAGAGCAUUAACCUUUCGGCGUCGACGCAGCUUACCCGAAAACACAUGGAAGCGAACUGCUCUCCGCCAGUAGCUGGUUCAGCCCCACCCCCAGGACCACUUCGCCUGGGCUCUACCCCGUCAAUGGUAUUCUCCAGCGCACAUGGCAGUCCGCAGCAGAGCACUGGGCCCCAACGCACCUCUCCAACAAGCAUGACUGCACCGGGUGUUGUAGCGACAAACCGCCCUGUGUGCGGUGCUUUUGUGCCGAUAGGUGUUCAAACGAAUGUGGCUCCUCAGUUGUCUACAAGGCUGUCCGUUUCAAGCAGCGGGAGUAUUUCUGACAUGAACUCUACCCCACCCAGCCACAACUUUUGCAGCGGCACCACGCCUAUCACCGGUGCGACGCACAACAUGGAGUCGCCGACGGUGCGCACGGGUGCGUCCGAGUCGUGGCGCCGUGCUGUGCGGACACACGUGCACAACACAAAGCGACAAAAUGAGCGUUUCAAUGUGAGUGGCUCCCCGCCAUCGAUGCCGGCGAUAAGUGCGAGCUGCAGCGCACUAGCACCGGCAGCUUCUUCACCGACGGCCGCGCGAAAAGGAAGUAUGCUCUCAAUCAGCUGCAACGAAGCCUCCGCCCCUGGCACUACACCGCCCACGUCGCCCAUCUCAAUCUCGACCCUGUCAGCUGAUCAGGCUGGCGCGAAGCCGAUUAGCACAGGUACUCCUUCAUCGGGGCGGAUGCGAUACUACAACAAUCCGUACUCUACUGAAAGCACCAAACUUUUUUGCUGA
Molecule: messenger RNA, 2772 nt
Organism: Leishmania mexicana MHOM/GT/2001/U1103
Lineage: Eukaryota; Euglenozoa; Kinetoplastea; Trypanosomatida; Trypanosomatidae
Product: putative RNA binding protein
Exons: 1
Coding region: 1-2772 (923 amino acids)
Cellular component (GO): ribonucleoprotein complex
Molecular function (GO): RNA binding
Source: RefSeq, a predicted model, not a curated record